AUGUCGACUUCAGAUUCAGAGGAUUACAUGUCUUCCAAGUACCUGGUAGAAGUGCCUCAAACCUCUGAACACCAAACUUAUUCUGAACGUCGUCGCAAAAAACUUCAGACUAACUCCGGUUACAUUAAACCUCGUCAUGUAUUGGACAAAGAAAGUCUUGAGCAAGGUCUUUCGAGACGAAUAGAUACAGAGGAAUCUCCUGGGAUGAGAAUCUUGAUGAAAAUGGGUUACGAAAAAGGAAAACCCCUAGGGAAAGAAUCCAAUGGUUCUGGACUGACGGAGCCUUUGCCCGUUGAACUGAAAAAGGGUAUAGUCCUGGACAGACUAGGUAUUGGAAUGUCUGCGCAAAUUAAGCGAAAAGCGCAGAACGAACUUGACAAAGCAGCUAAACAAGCAAAAAUCGAAGAGGAAGUAUUUAUUGAGCGUAUGAGUAAGGAACGUAUGACCAGAAAGCUUGAAGGACAACUAAAUAAGAUCAGGAAAAUGUGCCAAACUUUAGAUAAUCGAAAGGAGAUUCAGUACAAUAUCUUCUGGCCACAAUUGGAAGAAGAUGAUGAACAGAGUAAAGAUGUUCCAGAAAAUUCUUUACAUGCCUCGGAAGAUGAAAGCGAAGAGUUUGAAAAACUCCCGUCCAAAGAAAAAUUCGACUUAAUAUUGACUUAUUUGCGUGAUCAAUACCAUUAUUGCUUUUGGUGUGGAUGCGAAUAUAAUUGCGCUGAGGAGCUUUUAGAGGUGUGUCCGGGUAUUAAAGAAGAUGACCACGAUUAG
Messenger RNA from Acaulospora morrowiae, 768 nucleotides. Lineage: Eukaryota; Fungi; Glomeromycota; Glomeromycetes; Diversisporales; Acaulosporaceae. The record is from the annotation of a GenBank genome assembly.